AUGGCCAAGACUGAUCUCAAGAUGGUGCAAGAUGUUACAUCAGUGGUGCAGACCCUCCUACUGCAGAGGCAAGAUAAAUUUCAUUCCGUGUCUGACCAGAUCAUUGGAAGAAUUGAUGACACAAGUAGUUGCAUGAAUGAUCUGGAGAAAAACAUUGCAGACCUCAUGACACAGGCUGGAAUGGAGAACUGA
Molecule: messenger RNA, 192 nt
Organism: Nycticebus coucang (slow loris)
Lineage: Eukaryota; Metazoa; Chordata; Mammalia; Primates; Lorisidae
Product: heat shock factor-binding protein 1-like
Exons: 1
Coding region: 1-192 (63 amino acids)
Biological process (GO): cellular heat acclimation
Cellular component (GO): nucleus; cytosol
Molecular function (GO): transcription corepressor activity
Source: RefSeq, a predicted model, not a curated record